AUGACAACGCGAGAUUCACGUUUCGAUCCCUGGGUUAAAGACAGGUGCGGCGAUCGGGGCGGCGGCCUAACCGGCGCUGACUGCUGCACGUCCGACAUCCUGGCCGCCGGCAUUGCCUGCGGCUCCGCUCCGUGCCUCCUCGAGGGGGGCUCUUCCCCCACGCCGGCGAGCAGCGGGAGCUGCGACGGCAUCCUGCAGGGCGACGUGUGCUGCUCGGCCGCCUGCGGUACGUGCGGCGGCUCCGGCUGCGGCUCGAGGGCCGGCCUCACCGCGAACGAGUGCUGCACCUCAACCAUCACCGCUGCCAACGUGCCGUGCGGUUCGGCUCCGUGCGUCGUGGUUGGGGACACAUCACCCACGCCUACCCCACCGACACCCACGACGACCACCUCGGGAUCGUUCACGUGUGACGGCGUGCUCAAGGGCGACUACUGUUGCUCCGCCGGAUGCGGGGAGUGUGGCGGUUCCGGGUGUAGCGACCGUGGCGGAGGCCUGACGGGCGCCGACUGCUGUACGUCCGAUAUCUCUAACCUUUGCUCGGACACCGGCGCCGCCCCGUGCAUCGUGGACGGGGACACGUCACCCACGCCUACCCCACCGACACCCACGACGACCACCUCGGGAUCGUUCACGUGUGACGGCGUGCUCAAGGGCGACUACUGUUGCUCCGCCGGAUGCGGGGAGUGUGGCGGUUCCGGGUGUAGCGACCGUGGCGGAGGCCUGACGGGCGCCGACUGCUGUACGUCCGAUAUCUCUAACCUUUGCUCGGACACCGGCGCCGCCCCGUGCAUCGUGGACGGGGACACGUCACCCACGCCUACCCCACCGACACCCACGACGACCACCUCGGGAUCGUUCACGUGUGACGGCGUGCUCAAGGGCGACUACUGUUGCUCCGCCGGAUGCGGGGAGUGUGGCGGUUCCGGGUGUAGCGACCGUGGCGGAGGCCUGACGGGCGCCGACUGCUGUACGUCCGAUAUCUCUAACCUUUGCUCGGACACCGGCGCCGCCCCGUGCAUCGUGGACGACGACUCGACGGGACCCACGCCGACGCCUCCGAGCCCCUCGCCACCGACACCGUCGCCUCCUUCGCCGUCCACUUGCUCCGGCACCAUCGCCUCCAUCUCUACUUCCUCUGACUCAUCUUCUUUCUCGGGGGGCGGGUGCGCUACCCUUACCGAUUUGUAUAACACCCAGUCGGGAAGCGGUCCUCUCUACGUGCUAGACUCCAGCAACAACAUCGUCAGCGGAGGGGGAGGCAGCGCGAGCCCCACCGGCUACUGGCUCCUCACCUCUUCCCUGGAGAUCCUCGACGGAGUGACGCUGUACGUGCACGGGACGUCGGCUGGGGGCGACGCAGAUGUGCUUCGCAUCCAGUCUACCGACGAUGAUUUCUGGGAGAUCCGCGGGUGGGGCGGCAGCCUGUCCUUCAAGGAGACUACGGUCACCUCUUGGGACACGGACAAGGGCGAGGAGAGGACCAAGUACGAGGGCGGGCGUUCUUUCAUCAACUGCGUCACUCAGUUCGAUGACAGCGACAUAUGGUCGUGCAGUGGCCGCUCCAACAAAGAGAGAGGGGAGUGCAGGAUGGACAUCAUCGACUCCACCAUGGGCAACAUGGGCUGGUUUGACGCGGAGUCUUACGGCCUCACGUGGAAGGUCCGCGGUCUGUGCACCGACCUCUCCAACUUGGAGAUCAUGGACGACCACAAUGUCUAUGGCGACAUCAAGGGUUCUGAGAUCUACGGCAUGUACUACGGCAUGUACUCCUACGGGCACCAGGGAGGAGUAUGGACCGACAACGUGAUGCGCGACAACAUCCUCUACGGCUUUGACCCUCACGACGACUCGGAUGACCUGACCAUCGCUGGAAACACCGUCUACGGCAACGGAAACCACGGCAUCAUCGCAUCCAAGCGCUGCAACAACGUGGAGAUCUACAACAACGAGGUGUACAACGGAGAUCAGGCUGGAAUCUUCCUCCACCGCAGCACCGACGACGCGAAGGUUUACAAUAACUAUGUCCACGACAACGGAGACGCCGGAAUAGCAAUUAUGGAGUCGUUCCGCGCCGAAAUUUACGACAACACCAUCGAGAACUGCAAGUACGGCAUCCGCCUCAGCCUGGGCAGCGCCGACAACGACAUCCACGACAACACCUUUGACUCCUCCUCGACAUACGGCCUCUACACGUACCAGGGGAGCGACGAUCCGGACGUGUCCGGCAACGACGGUCGCGUCAAGGACAACUCGUUCGACGCCAACACCAUCUCCAACACCGAUGUGGCCAUGAAGAUUAAGGAAGGAGAUGACAACAGCUUCACCAACAACAUUUUCGUGAACGUCAAGACGUUCGAGUUCGAGGACUCGACCGACACCGUUUGGACUAACAACGAUAUCGGGGGCGGCUGCCUUGACGACAGCACAGACUUCGCCUCCGGCUCCAUCCCCAGUUGCUGAAGGACCCCCUUAAGAUGCGUGGCGCCGGCUACUCGACCGCUGCAGGAUCCCGAAUGAUUGUGGCCAGCCGGCUGGUCUUUCCAGUUUUUAAGAAACAGGGAGAUAGGCAAAACCAAGGCUUCGUUUUUGGUCGCGUGGACAGGAAGAGGUGUGGGGACGUGAAGACCCAGUCCUGAAGACCAAGAGCAACACAACCGCGACCGCAGCGCUUGCAUAGUUGCUAUGGCGUCUGUCCUGCCUACGCGUUUGCUGCUGCGUGUUUUGUUACCUCACCACUGCUAUCAACGCAAAUUCACUCCGAUCGGGAAGUCUGCGCAUUCGUUUCGUUGGGCAACUUCACAAUUUUGGAUGAGUUUCACCGGGGUUUUUUCUAAUAUUUAUCUAGACUACAUUUUUUCGUUUGUUUUUUUCUUCGUCGUCUCCUUUCUCUUGUUGUUCUUGAGCGAUGCACGACUGUUCGUAGGUGGACUGUUUUACGUCUGAUUCCCUCGUUCAACGUUUCAGCGUACACGCGGUGGGUGGAAUGACUGCCGAUCGCCCAGCUUCCCGAGCGCAAAACAGUUUCGCUGGUGUGUUCAACGGUCGGGACUGAUUUUAAUUGGAUCAUCGCGCGGGGAUCGGUGAUGUUGCAUGUACCAGUGAUGACAUCGAACCCCCGUGGGAUAAUCACCCCCUUCGCAUGUGGCGUUGUCUACACGAAGUACUCUACCAGACCGCAUGCACCACCGGACCGGUGCAGCGGCCCACGGCUUCCAGAUUGGACUUGGCGAUCUUCCCGUAGGAGGGACGGAGCAAGUUGUUUUGUACCAGUAUGAUAAGUUCGUUCGUGAACUACCGGACGGUUUGCUGCGUUUCAAUUUCCUGCGAUCGUCUUAUUCGGGGCGUUCUUCGGGAUUUCGGCGGCGAGCAAAAGCGGAGGCAAAGCGCAGUAUGCAUAUGUGUGUCACGCAUACUACGAAGGCCGUUCAUAUAAAGUGUACCGGUAGUUGGUAGUGUAGGGUACUUCGUACCUUGUUAUUCUUGAGAGUUUGAGCUCGUUAUCUUUGUGUGUCGGUAUGUCGCAACUCUUGGUGUUUUGUCGAUGGUGUCAAGAAACCUCUACAGGCCGGAAUGUGGUACUCUAUUCACGUUGUACUGAUAGCCAAUUUAUGAUCUAUUGUAACUUGUUACCGCGCGAUAGAGGCUGGCCGACCGGCCGGUUCUUGGGUUGGAUUCCUGCUGCCUUCUUCGAUGGACACAUUGGCUACAAAAACACUACGUGCGGAAAUCAAGUGUAGGCACCGGGAAACUUAAGACGGCCUGUUCGAUAGAGCUGAACGAGGAGGCUGCAAGAGUACCCAAAAGGACGAAGAAAGUGUUGGUAGAGGCCUGCUGUAUAAAAGUUUGUAAUGUGCCUGAGAGCACUAGUGGUCCGCCGCAGCAUGGCUUCCACUUGAUACUUGAUCGACAGCGUCCACUUGACUGGCCGAACGAGGUCAAACGCAAAAAAAUAACAAAAAGUGAAAUCUUUUGGAGAGAAGUGCCGUCUUCGAGUUGGCUCUAGUAGGCUGAGCGGUUGGCAAAUAAAUUCAGUCACUCGCAGCUUUCCGACUGUUGACGUGCUUGGUGGGGUCCACUAUCGGCGCAAUCAAGCGCGUGCACAAAACCGUCAAUUCUCGUGUACGCAACGUUCGAGGGUAGUAGCGUCUGAAUCCUUUUAUCAAGACAUGCACGUCAAGGCAGAGCGAUGUAUGAACGGCACUCGUGUGUGGCCUUGGGACCCCAUUUGGUGCACUUGUAAAUAUGGUGGAUGUUUACAACAAGGCGU
Messenger RNA from Ectocarpus sp. CCAP 1310/34, 4267 nucleotides. Lineage: Eukaryota; Phaeophyceae; Ectocarpales; Ectocarpaceae. The record is from the annotation of a GenBank genome assembly.